UUUCUGGUGGCAAAGGCGUCGAGACAGCGAGUUUUGUCUGCCGUCGUUAACUAAGCUCGACGUGCAAUGGAUAAUAAAGUAAGAGUGGCCGAUAAGGCUCUCAUUCAAGUCAUUCUACAAGAAUACCGUGACCGUUCAGUCGAUUCAAUAACUGGGCCAACAGCAAUUCGUAAAUACGAAGAGGCUACGGGCAGACAUCGAGUAUGGCCUGGCUUCUCUUCAGACAUUUUGAAAGGGCAACCCGACCAUGUUUCGUCUAGAAGGGAACUAGACAGUGCAUCGUCGUUUACGACAGCGCGAUUGCUAGCUCCGUCUGGUGUCGCCGCUGUGCGUAAAAAAACGAGUAAAGUGAAACGAACGUUGCUCGAUGGAAUACCGAUAGCUUGUUUCAAUAUUGGUGGUGAGAAAAGACUGUGUUUUGAACAACUUAGAAGUGACGUCCUAAGAGAGUUCAAUUCAAGCGAAGUGAACACAUCUCGAGAUCAUUUGAAAAUAUACUGUCCCAAAUGUGACGAAGAUCAGUUGGAAUCGUUGAAGCUAUCGAAGACGAUCGCCUGGACUGAUUCCUCAUCACUGCUUAUAACGAAAAGCGACGCAUAUAGGCUUUGUAGCGCUUUGCUGGCCAACAAGGCACCACAACGACAUGACAAGAAGUACACAAAGCCUUAUAUAGACGUCUACCAUGAGUGUUUUGGUGGAUGUGAGGGGAUUUUUGAGCCCGAAAUUUAUACCGAGCCGCAUGCGAAAUGUGUUACUUGCCUAGAAUGCUACCGUAUGUACUCCCCACGAAAAUUUGUUACACACACGCACGCAACAAUGGAGAUUCAAACGUGCCACUGGGGUAUGGAUAGUUCUAAAUGGCGAGAUUACAUGUUGCUGCCGGAUGACAAAGCAGAGGACGAAUUUAUCAAGAAACUCUGGGAGAAUGUAAAGAAACGGUUUUUUGGCACUAUUCGAAAACGCAAACUUUCCAACUCGGAAGCGGAAAGUGUAGCUGAGAGCGAGUGCAGUGAGAGCAGCGCACGAAAACGAAGCGCUUUAAAUUAUGCCGUUUCACCGAUUGGAGAACCUUCUAAAGGUACGUCGAGUAGUUCAGUGAGCUCACCAAAGGAGAACCAAGAGAAUUCUAAGAGAUCAGCAUUUCGUCCAUGGUCACCAUUGGAAGAUAGAAAUCGCGAGACACUUACCACGAGCACUUGUGACCAAAAUAAACAAACUAGUUCGAAUGAUGGACAUUUCGUAGAGCCCAACUGCUCUGUCGUUAAAGCAGUACCUUAUUCCGUACACACAGCAGCACAACCAAUUCAACCAACGUAUGUCAAUGGAAAUUAUCCAUGUGCAUUGCCUGCGGUACCUUUCCCUAACGUUAACGGUUAUCCUUCGAAUAUCACCCCGGUUAAAAGUGAAUAUCCCAUGGCGAUUUGUUCACAGGCACAAGGUGACGACUCACAUAGCCCCGUAGAAAAAUCUAGGGUUAAUGAAGAAGAGAGGAUCCUUAAACGACAGUUGAUUCAACAUGAUUUUGCCUCACCGGAACGAGUUAAACAGGUCUUAUCGAAAUAUUGUCACAGAGGACAUUUGCCGUCAGUGGACGAGCUUAGUUUUGCUCUUGCAAACGAGCUACGAGAUUGGAGCUACGGUCAAUCGAAGAUUCUAGAUGAUUUAAAGGAAAAAGGUGAUAAACUACGAGAAGAAAUGAACAGUCUGUGUCGAGACAACACGGCUAAACUCGACUCUGCUUGCGAGGAAUUGACAUACUGCCAAGAAAACCUGGAUAGACUUAAUAGAAAACGAGAUGAGGAUUUUAAAGAGUUCAAAAAGACACGCGAGGCAUUGCAAAGACAAGUGGAAAGGUUGCAAGAACAGCGUUCAAGCGAGUCAGAAAAAAUUAAGAGACUGAUGAAUCAGUUAAAUGAACGAGACACAAGAUGCCGCAUUUUGGAGAAAGAACUCGACUAUAUACGUUCAUGGUAUGUGACAGGUAGCCAAACAAAAUACACUCCUUUUCAGACGUUACCUGUUGCCGUUUACGGUGGAUCUGGCCUCCGCGAAAUGUAUCAUGGUCAAAAUGCGGUUAUUCAAGAAAUGCCAGUAUUCACUCGCAAUGGAGAGAAAUCAUCAUCGGCCCAUCGCAAUCAUGCGAAUGCUGUUGAGAGAGAUACAAGCUCAGAGCCCAACGGAAAGAAUGAACCAAAGGAGGAAAGCGAAAACCACGACUAAAUGGAAGGGUAGAAGAGAGAAAGUGAACAAAAACUGGAGAUACCUAAAAUGUAAAAAAAACUAUGUCUUUGUUAAACAUUUGUGGAAACAUUUCAAACCUCAGACGCAAAAGUGAAUUAUUAAUUCCACAUCUGUUUUUGACUAUUCUAUGAUAGCUAUGGAUUAUCCAUCAGGCGAUCAAAACCGACUUCACGUGAAUUAUUUUUUGAAUUGCAAAGGAGAAGAUCCUUGUAAAGAACUACUUAUUUUAUAGAAUCAGAUUAUGUAUAUAGUAUAAUUUAUAAAUUAUAUAUGGAUUUUAUUUGUAUAUAUGUGUUAUCUCAGAAAAAUAAUAUGUGUUUCAUUGUCAAAACUAAAA
Xenia sp. Carnegie-2017 is the source of this 2578-nucleotide messenger RNA. Its product is annotated as ski oncogene-like. Bases 67 to 2220 code for a protein of 717 amino acids. The transcript is spliced from 3 exons. Gene Ontology annotation, biological process: negative regulation of BMP signaling pathway. Gene Ontology annotation, molecular function: RNA polymerase II cis-regulatory region sequence-specific DNA binding; SMAD binding; DNA-binding transcription factor activity, RNA polymerase II-specific. The record is from RefSeq and is a predicted model, not a curated record. Lineage: Eukaryota; Metazoa; Cnidaria; Anthozoa; Malacalcyonacea; Xeniidae. Gene Ontology annotation, cellular component: nucleus.